UUUCCUCCUACUCGCAAUUUUCUCGACCUGCAGAGGUAUACAAAAUCCCCAUACAAAAAGGCAUUCAUUUCUUUCUUUUCUCAGGGCACCCCCUCCAUCCCGGUAAACCCGCCUAUAUUUGCCACUAGAUUCCUAUUUUUCCUUUCCGGUAGAAUACAAGAUUCCAUUGGACGCCACAAGAUUUGCUGUCCAUAGGCUCCGGUCUGUCUCGCACCAAUUCAUCAGCGUCCUUUCCAUGCCACAAACGCGCGACAUCCAGAAGAGCAAAGAAUGCCCUCAACAUUCUUGCAUGACAGGAUUAGGAGGCAAUCCCAAAGCUAUGCCACCACUAUUAUUAUCAUGCCCAGCUUCCUCUCCUCCAAUCUUUUGAUACCUCUCCUUCCAUGGAUUCUUCUCCUCCUCCUCCAUCUCCCCGCCGGCGCCGCCGCCGCAUUCGAUUACCGGGAUGCUCUCUCCAAGAGCCUCCUCUACUUCGAGGCCCAGCGCUCCGGCCACCUCCCCUACAACCAGCGCCUCCCCUGGCGCGACCACUCCGGCCUCACCGACGGCCUCGAACAAGGCGUCAGUGGAUUUGGUAGGAGGAUACUACGAUGCCGGAGAUCAAGUGAAGUUUGGCCUGCCGAUGGCUUUCACGAUCACGAUGCUGUCAUGGAGCGUCAUGGAGUACAGCGAAGAGCUUGCAGCUGCCGGGGAGAUCGGGCACGCCCUGGAUGCGAUCAAAUGGGGGACCGAUUACUUCAUCAAAGCCCAUACCGACCCCAAUGUCCUCUGGACCCAGGUGGGAGAUGGCGAUACCGACCACUACUGCUGGCAGAGGCCGGAGGACAUGACGACGUCGAGACAAGCGUACAAGAUCGAUGCACAGAAUCCCGGGUCCGAAGUCGCAGGGGAGACGGCGGCCGCCAUGGCGGCGGCGUCCAUCGUGUUCAGGAUAUCCAAUCCGCAUUAUUCCCACCUCUUGUUGCAUCAUGCCCAACAGUUGUUUGCAUUCGGGAACAAGUAUAGGGGGAGGUACGACAGGAGCGUCGGAGUGGCGAAGAAUUACUACCCGUCGGUGAGCGGAUACGGCGACGAGCUACUCUGGGCGGCACUGUGGCUCCACCGGGCGACCGGCAAGGAGGAAUAUUUGGAAUACGUGGUGGAUAACGCGUUCCGGUUUGGCGGUGCCGCAUGGGCCAUAUCCGAGUUUAGCUGGGAUAUCAAAUACGCCGGCCUCCAGGUCUUGGCUUCAAAGCUGCUAAUGGAAGAAGGUGGAAACCUGCAAGAAAAGCACAGGCGCAGACUGGAGAAAUACAGAUCAAAGGCGGAGCACUACCUGUGCUCCUGCCUCAACAAGAACAAUAACGGCAGCAACGUCCGCCGCACUCCCGGCGGCCUCCUCUACGUCCGCCACUGGAACAACAUGCAGUACGUCACCGGUGCAAGCUUCCUCCUCACCGCCUUCUCCGACUACUUGGCCAAAUCGAAGCAGGAGCUCCAUUGCCCUCGAGGCACCGUGGGCUCCCAGGAGCUGCUCUUCUUGGCCAAGUCCCAGGCGGAGUACAUCCUGGGGGCCAACCCCAUGGGGAUGAGCUACCUGGUGGGCUUCGGACCCAAGUUUCCGACCAGAGUGCACCACCGGGCGGCGUCCAGCGUGUCCUACAAGGAGGACAAGGCCUUCAUCGGCUGCGCGCAGGGGUUCGACAAGUGGUUCGGCCGGCAGAGGGUGAACCCGAACGUCCUCGUCGGGGCGGUCGUCGGCGGCCCCGACGCCAGGGAUGUGUUCAGGGACGUGAGAUGGAAUUAUAUGCAGACGGAGGCGUGUACAUACAACACCGCGCCGCUGGUCGGAGUGCUUGCGAAGCUUGCUCGGUUGGAAGUUGAGGGAGGGAACCCUUCAAUUUCCUCAUGGUAGUACGUAGUACGUAGCAGGUUCCACGUAAGAAUGGUGGAAAGGAGCAAUCCUAAAUUUUUCCAAUUUUUUUUUGUUUAUAAAUUGUUAUUUGGUGUGAGGGUCGAGAGAUACGCCGAGUAUAUCUAUAGGAAAAGAAAGAAUAUGAAAAACUGUAAAAGAAAGAAAAUUAAUGAAAGAAAGAGAGAAACAAGGUUGUUUUGUUUUUUUUUUUCCAAAAUUUGUUCUUUCUUUUUUACUAAUUUAUUGUAGCGUCUUUUUCUCCCUAAAUUGUUGCUUGCAACGAAUGGACCACAAGCUGAGACACAGCAAGGACAUAAGAGGGAUAAUUAUUCAAUUUACCAAAAAAUAAUGCUAAUUACUCGCUUGGAAA
Messenger RNA from Elaeis guineensis (African oil palm), 2264 nucleotides. Its product is annotated as endoglucanase 11. Gene Ontology annotation, biological process: carbohydrate metabolic process. The record is from RefSeq and is a predicted model, not a curated record. NCBI's taxonomy places the organism in Eukaryota, Viridiplantae, Streptophyta, Magnoliopsida, Arecales, Arecaceae. Gene Ontology annotation, molecular function: hydrolase activity, hydrolyzing O-glycosyl compounds.